AUGGGCGGGGUGAUAGGGAAGCAUUCCCUCUUCCGGAGCUCAUCAAAACAGUCAGUGAAAUCCAACGCGAGCUCGCAAAACAAUCUCAAGUCUGACGUCGAUGGGGCUCCUGAUGUGCUAGGGAUCAAAAACAGCUCGAUUCAAGUUCAACCACACGAAGCAAACGGACAGGGAGGCUCGGGCAGUGCAGGACAACAUAGAGAUCUUGAGCAGCAAGCGUCGCAAUGCGACGGAUCCCCUGCAGAGUGGCGCUCAGAAGCAGGUCUGAAUGAGGUAGAAGACAAGGGCCAGAUGCCCUCGGGAGAACUACGGGCAAAGUACUUGAGAGCACAGUUUGAAGCUGUUUCAGCACCGCUCGCAUCUCUCGAUUUUCUUCAGCUGCAAAAGUUUCAAGCCCGACUGAUACGAAGACAAGGAGAGAAACUGCCUCUCAGCCAGAAGAACUUGUUCUCCAAGGGAAAGCACACGGAGAAGGAGAUUAGAGAGAUGGCGAAGCUGACAGCCGUUCAAGUUUUCAAGUCCUCGGGACUGUGGAACGAGGACGCAGACGCUCCUCGCAGUAGCGCCUCCAUCAACUUCGAGCAGUACCUUGCUUCUGCUCUCCAUGCGAAAAUGAAGACCGAGAGCGUUCAGUCGGUCGAAUUCAGCGCUGGACACGACGCAGCAAAGCACGGGAUCUUGAAGAAAGCAGCGACUCAGGCCGUCCUGCUACCGGAAGAAAUUCAUCCAAAGAGAGUUCGACGGUUGAGCUUCCCGGACUCUCUCAGUUUGGAAGAGAUUGAAGAGGAAUGGGAGGCAAAGAAGCAAGUCUCAAGGAGGCUGGGGAUCGAGCAAGGCAACUCUGAUCCCUUGUAUCCCCAGAGAGUCAUGUGA
Guillardia theta CCMP2712 is the source of this 873-nucleotide messenger RNA. RefSeq lists its product as hypothetical. Bases 1 to 873 code for a protein of 290 amino acids. The transcript has 6 exons. The record is from RefSeq and is a predicted model, not a curated record. NCBI's taxonomy places the organism in Eukaryota, Cryptophyceae, Pyrenomonadales, Geminigeraceae.